Messenger RNA from Daphnia magna, 439 nucleotides. RefSeq lists its product as uncharacterized. The transcript is spliced from 4 exons. The record is from RefSeq and is a predicted model, not a curated record. Lineage: Eukaryota; Metazoa; Arthropoda; Branchiopoda; Diplostraca; Daphniidae. Bases 1 to 405 code for a protein of 134 amino acids.
AUGGCAGUGGCCAAUAUGUCUCUGAAUGACUCUGCAAUUAAUCCUUUUGAUUUUUCUUUUAGAUUAGACACUUCACUUCACCCGCCAAGCCCAGUUAGACCAGAAGAUAAUUCCACAGCUAGCAGAUCAUCCUUUGAAUCAGAGAAUGGAGAUACUGUUCAUUCGCCUCGUCACGUUACUCCGGUCCCCAUCAGAGAGAAAAGCCUGAUUUACGAGGAGCCAAUCACACCAGCAAUCCGGGGUAAAGACGUCAGGAGUCAGAACAAAGUGUAUAUGAGGACCAACGAGAGGAUUAAAGAUAUUUGGGAGAAAUAUCAACACACCAAGGAAUAUACCGUAGAUGACCUUCUGAAGUACUGCUCCAAGACUUAUCGCAUGCCCUGUGAAUAUGACCAAUCUGAUUAAGAAGGCUUUCUUCGUCAUCUGCAGCACUGGAAGC